Molecule: messenger RNA, 1677 nt
Organism: Impatiens glandulifera
Lineage: Eukaryota; Viridiplantae; Streptophyta; Magnoliopsida; Ericales; Balsaminaceae
Product: aspartyl protease AED3-like
Exons: 4
Coding region: 128-1453 (441 amino acids)
Biological process (GO): proteolysis
Molecular function (GO): aspartic-type endopeptidase activity
Source: RefSeq, a predicted model, not a curated record
AAAGAAUUUGAUAUUAUUAUAUUAUCAAAUCAAUUUACAGUCUGUUCUUCCCAAACUGUCCCCAUUCACAUUUCACCACUAUAUAUAAAUAAAACCCUCAUUCCCUUUCUCUGCAAUUGAUAUAGCCAUGGACGUUCUAAGCUCACUCAUGACCUUCUUCUUCUUCCUCACUCUCUUUCUCUCUUCACCUCUCACAUCCCAAACCCUCACUCCCAACUGCGCCGCCGCCGUCUCCGGCAGCACAUCUACCCUCCGUGUAUUCCACGUUGACAGUCCCUGUUCCCCAUUCCGCACCAAGCAGACACCUUCAUGGGAGGAAACUGUCCUGAAAUCGCAGUCAAAUGACCAUGAGAGGCUACAAUACUUGGUCAGCCUCGUCGCCGGUAAAUCGUUUGUCCCCAUUGCUUCCGGCAGACAACAGCCGGUGCAAAGUCCGACGUAUGUCGUGAAGGCUAGUGUCGGUACGCCGCCGCAGAGCUUCUUGUUGGCUGUAGAUACAAGCAAUGACGCCGCUUGGAUUCCUUGCGGUGGCUGCGUUGGUUGUUCCUCAACCGUAUUCACGUCGGAGCUUUCUACCUCUUAUAAAACACUCGGUUGCCAGGAUUCUCACUGCCAGCAGGUGACAAAUCCGAUUUGCUCGGUUACCGGAUCUUGCAGUUUCAAUAUCACAUACGGCGGUUCAACAGUCGCCGCGAAUCUCUCACAAGACACGGUUAAUCUCGCCGGAGACAACAUCACCGGAUACACCUUCGGCUGUAUCCAAAAGGUCACCGGCACAUCCGUUCCGCCGCAAGGACUUCUCGGCCUAGGCCGUGGACCGCUAUCACUUCUUUCACAGAGCCAAAACUUAUACCAAUCGACCUUCUCUUACUGUCUACCUAGUUACAAAUCCCUAAACUUCUCCGGCACACUCCGUCUAGGUUUAAUUGCUCAACCAAAAACAAUCAAAUACACACCUCUCCUUAAGAAUCCAAGGAGAUCAUCUCUAUAUUACGUCGAUCUGUUAGCAAUCAAAGUCGGACGGAACACUGUAGCCAUUCCGCCGAGUUCUCUCUCAUUCAAUACCACCACCGGCGCCGGAACAAUCAUCGAUUCCGGAACUGUGUUCACGAGGCUGGUGCAACCGGCGUAUGAGGCGGUGAGAGAUGAAUUCCGACGAAGGAUGGGGACGGCGACGGUUAUAUCGUUGGGAGGAUUUGAUACAUGUUAUACAGUUCCGGUGACUAUACCGUCAAUUACGUUUUUGUUUGCUGGUUUGAAUGUGACUUUGCCACAGGAUAACUUCCUCAUUCAUAGUAGCUCCGGCAGCACUACUUGCCUUGCCAUGGCGGCUUCUCCGGCGAAUGUGAAUUCAGUUUUGAAUGUGGUUGCAAGUUUUCAGCAACAGAAUCAUCGGUAUCUUUUUGAUAUUCCUAAUAACCGUCUUGGAAUUUCUAGGGAAGCUUGCUCUUAAUUAAAUAUUAUUAAUUAAUUAAUUAUGGAUUUGUAGUUAUAUUAAUUUAUCUGCUUUUUUUUUUGUAUUUUGUGUCAUUUUCUUUUUUGUGGUAAGAAUAUUUAUUGAGCUUUAUUAAUAUAUGUUUUUUAUAUAUAAAUUAGAGUUUAUUAUUUGGAUUAAGUUGGAUGAUUUACAGUUCUAUUAGAUAUUUUUUGAAUUGUUUUUUUUAAUAAUUAUAUGAU